CGCAGGCUAUACCAUGCCUGGUGGGGCGAAUCCGCGCCUCAGAAGGGACCUGGGCUGGCUGCUGCUGGGCACGAGCGAGGCAGCAGCUGCAACGGGCAAGGGGGCGACCCAGCAAGCGGCUGCUGAGCGCCCGGUGCAAGGAAGCGAAGCAGGCAGCGGCAGUAAAUCUGUGGCGGGCGGAGCAGCAGACCUUUUCACGUGCUGGAGACGAGAGAGCCGAAACUGAGGAGUUGCAAGCAGCCGUCGCUCGUCCGGAGCCAGCUUGCAAGCAAGGGAAAGCAAGAGCCGGCACUCCAGGGCUGCAAGCCGCGGUAAGGUGUUUGCAAAGGCUUUGCAAGGAAGAUGGAUAAAGGCAACGAACGCCUGAAAGAAUUGGAAGGAUGAAAGGGGUGCAUUGUCAUGGAAGGCUGAAGAAUACUGCAACAAGGAUCACGUAGACCGAAGACUGUGCCCGAGGUAAAGAUGACAGAAGGGAGACACUGCCAAGUACAGCUACUGGAUGACAGGAAGCUAGAGCUGCUGGUUCAGCCUAAACUUUUGUCUCGGGAAUUGUUGGAUCUGGUGGCUUCGCAUUUCAGCCUCAAAGAAAAGGAAUAUUUUGGGAUAACAUUUAUAGAUGAUACAGGUCAGACUAUCUGGCUACAGCUAGAUCACAGAGUUCUGGAGCACGACCUGCCCAAGAAACCAGGUCCAGUACCGUUGUACUUUGCUGUUAGAUUUUACAUUGAAAGUAUUUCCUUUCUGAAAGACAAAACUACAGUAGAGCUCUUCUUCUUGAAUGCCAAGGCCUGUGUGCAUAAGGGACAUAUUGAGGUGGAAAGUGAGACAGUCUUCAGAUUAGCUGCUUUGAUUUUGCAGGAAGCUAAGGGGGACUAUUCCAGUGACGAAAAUACAAGAAAAGAUCUAAAAACGUUGCCUGUGUUUCCUACCAAGACGCUUCAGGAACACCCAUCUCUUGGUUAUUGCGAGGAUAGAGUCAUCGAACAUUACGUAAAAAUCAAGGGGCUGACCAGAGGGCAAGCCAUUGUUCGGUACAUGAAAUUGGUUGAAGCUCUGCCUACUUAUGGAGUCCACUAUUAUGGAGUAAAGGAUAAACAAGGAAUCCCGUGGUGGCUUGGAAUCAGUUAUAAAGGAAUCGGCCAGUACGAUUUGCAAGAUAAGGUCAAGCCGAGGAAAUUAUUUCAAUGGAAACAGCUGGAGAAUCUCUACUUCCGUGAGAAGAAAUUUGCCGUGGAAGUUCAUGACCCUCGAAGAAUUUCAGUAUCAAGAAGAACCUUUGGACAGAGUGGUCUUGUGGUGCGAACCUGGUAUGCGAACACUUCUCUGAUCAAAUCCAUCUGGGUUAUGGCAAUUAGCCAACAUCAGUUUUACCUGGACAGAAAACAAAGCAAAGCAAAAAUCCCCUCAGUCAGAAGCUUGGAUGAUAUUGCCAUGGACUUGACAGAGAUGGGAACACCAAAGGUUUCGAAACUGGCAACUUUGGAAGUCAAGAAUCCAUUUAUUACGGCUAGCAAUGGCAGCUUAAUCUCUUCAGGGUCUCAAGAUUCGGAGGUCAGCGAAGAGCUGAAAAAAGAGAAAAUCGUGGAACUGAAAAAGAAAGAGCAGCUUUUGCAAGAGAAGCUCCUGCAGAAAGUUGAAGAGCUGAAGAAGAUAUGCCUUCGGGAGGCGGAGCUCACUGGGAAGAUGCCGAGGGAAUACCCUCUGAACACAGGCGAGAAACCUCCUCAGGUCAGAAGGCGUGUCGGCACCUCUUUCAAAUUGGACGGCAGCCUGCUUCCCAGCGAAGAGGACCCAGCCCUGCAGGACAUGGAGAACAACUUUCUCAUUCAGCAAAAGCUAGUGGAAGCCGCCAAGAAACUUGCUGGUGAGCCAGACCUGUGCAAAAAUGUGAAGAAGAAAAGGAAGCAGGGGUACACGGAAGCAGUGAAGAAGCUCCAGGAGAUUGAAAAUUCCAUUAAUGAGUAUAGGAUUAAAUGCGGGAAGAAACCUGCUCCAAAAUCAACCCCAGCCAUUACAGAUGACAUAAUCCCAUCUGAGAGCAGCUCGUUAUCCGAUACGACAACAUGUGAAGAUGCAGGCAGUGAUUCCCUUGCUGUUCCUGGCCAAAGAACAAACCACAUGCCCUUUUCUCCAAAAUCUCCACCACCCAAAUCUCUUGGCGUGGACAGAAUUCAUCUCAGGAAGUCAUCCAUGAAUGAGCCAUUCCUAGAAUCAAGACACUCCAGAUAUUGGGAAGGUGGCCACAUACUGGAUUCCUCUGUUUAUAAUCGCAGAGACCCCUUGUCGACCCACAGCAGCCCGUACAGAACAGUGGAGAGGCACAGCCACGGUGGCAGAAGCAUGCCCACGACGCCUGUUCUCACGCGCAACGCCUACAGCAGCACGCACUUACAGCCAGACGUCUCCCCUCAGCACUUCAGGCAGCGAAGAGGCAGCUUGGAGUCUCAAACCAACUUACUGUCCGAGACUUCUAGUGAAAAGCCAUUGUUUACCAUUUCAAAAUCCCAGAGAAGCAGCAGUACAGAAAUCCUGGACGACGGAUCGUCCUACACCAGCCAGUCGAGCACAGAAUAUUAUUGUGUGGCCCCCAACCCCUGCUAUACUGCCCAGACUCUGGACAAUCGGACAAGGAACAGAAGGCAGUCUAAGAAACCAAACAUUUCCACUGCCAAUUCAGGAAGCAUGCCAAACCUGGCUCCAAAAGAUGUCCGCAAUGGUGUGUAUCACAAAAAUCAAGUGCAGCCACCGGCCAACAGCUAUAUUUCUGGCUACGCCCCCUAUGUGGAGUAUGACGUGUACUGUAACGGUCCUUAUAUGUACGAGAAUGGCACAGAGGGGCAAUACACGGUCAACCCUUCCUACCGUUCAUCGGCACACUAUGGAUACGAGCGUCGGUAUCGGGAAUUCAGGUCCUUCCACGAGGACCAGAUGGAACGAGUGCCGCACAACCCUUACGCCACCCUGCGCCUGCCACGGAAGCAGUCUGCGAAAUCUGAGCACAUCACCAAGAACAUUCACAAGGCCUUAGUAGCGGAGCAUCUUCGCGGUUGGUACCAGCGUGCCUCUGGUCAGAAAGACCCGGCUCUCGGCCUGCAGGUGGGCUUUGAUGACAGGGGAUCGCAGAGGAGCCUGGGCUUUGCCGGAUUGCAGGUGCCGUGUUGUCCAAGCAGCCGUGCGUCAUCAUUCUCAUCAGCAUCUUCUACAAAUGCCUCUGGGAACUGGCGGAAUCAGAUCGCGCUUUCUGAUUACGAUACGUUGUCUCAUUCCUCUUACGCCAGCUCUUACGGAACUAUGUAUGGCACCCAUCCACUGCACAGCAGGACGUACGCCGAGACGAGCCAGCUGAGCAGCGGCGAUCGGAACUCAUUGGAAGGUGAUUUGCAAGGCAGUGAACAGAGACUGUUCUGGCACGAGGAUUCAAAGCCUGGGACUUUAGUGUGACUCUGCUCUCUGCUCCGGUGACCAUGUGUGCCUUGCACCAUAUGCUGUUCCUGCACACCAUGAGCUUCCCAGCACGACUAAAAAACGAGAACUUGGGUGGGGAAAUGAAGGGCCCAGUGCAACCAAGCUACCCCCGUCUCUUACCCGUACAAGCCCUUCCUCUGUUAGGCUGCUUGGACGUGAAUCCACGUUGUCUAAAUGAGGAAGAGCCAUCUCCACGGUUUGGUUUUAAUCUCUUCCCAAACACAACCUUUGGCUGAAGUUGUUUUUUUUUUAAAAAGCACUUUUUAGCUGCCGGGAAGUUGCCGAAGCUGCUGACUUCCAACAAAAAUGUGAAAAAAAAAGAGAUUCUUCUUGGGGAAGGCAGGAUUUUUCCAGGAGCACAAUUCAGAUCGUCGUGAUGUCCGAGGCCCUUCUGCCGUAGCAUCUUCUGAUCAAGACAACUUUGUGGUCUAUUGAAGGACGACAUGAGCCUGUGGGGGGAAGCCAAGCAUUGCAGCAAUUUACUUGAAGGACGUUCGGGGUUUUUAAACAGUAUUUUGUACAAGGAAAAGGGGUGGGGGGUUUUUAUAGUGUGUUGUCCUGAGUGUCUCUUUCUGUUCUCAGCACUGUAGAAAAAGGAAGCAGCAGUUGCAUUUUGGAAUGUACUGCAUGAAAACUAAUCCAGCGGGGUGGGUGUUUUCUAGGAAGCAAGAGUGGGAGACCGUUGCCCUGAUCGAAUGGCGUAUGCACUUCUGCAGGAUACGUCUUUACUUACACAAAGAUGCAUGAAGGUUUUGAUUUUAAUACGGGGAAUGCACAGAGAAAUACUAGGUAUGUCAUAAGAAACGGCAGAUUUGCUACGGCAUGCGUUGCAGAUGCGAAAAAGUCACCAGUGCAUUGGACAAUAUUAUUAUGGUGGCCAGUAUUCCCCCUCUCCCCCCCCCCCACAAAAAAACCCGGAUGCAAAUACAUUAAAAUGUAACACCAUGGUGGUGCCUUAAAA
This is a messenger RNA of Sphaerodactylus townsendi, 4426 nucleotides long. It is a transcript of the gene FRMD4B, whose product is annotated as FERM domain containing 4B. The transcript has 24 exons. NCBI's taxonomy places the organism in Eukaryota, Metazoa, Chordata, Lepidosauria, Squamata, Sphaerodactylidae. Bases 463 to 3441 code for a protein of 992 amino acids. Gene Ontology annotation, biological process: establishment of epithelial cell polarity. The record is from RefSeq and is a predicted model, not a curated record. Gene Ontology annotation, cellular component: adherens junction; cytoskeleton; bicellular tight junction.